This is a messenger RNA of Miniopterus natalensis, 746 nucleotides long. It is a transcript of the gene RNF187, whose product is annotated as ring finger protein 187. The record is from RefSeq and is a predicted model, not a curated record. NCBI's taxonomy places the organism in Eukaryota, Metazoa, Chordata, Mammalia, Chiroptera, Miniopteridae.
CACACGCGACGGCCCGGCCUCGGAGGCGGCACUGCAGCUGCUGUGUCGCGCCGACGGGGGUCCGCUGUGCGCCGCCUGCCGAAUGGCGGCGGGGCCUGAGCCGCCGGAGUGGGAGCCCCGCUGGAGGAAGGUGCUGCGCGGCAAGGAGAAUAAGGGCUCUGUGGAGAUCAUGAGGAAAGAUCUGAAUGAUGCUCGGGACCUGCAUGGCCAGGCUGAGUCUGCUGCUGCUGUGUGGAAGGGACACGUGAUGGACCGCAGGAAGAAGGCCUUGACCGACUACAGGAAGCUUCGGGCUUUCUUUGUGGAGGAGGAGGAGCGCUUCCUGCAGGAGGCAGAAAAAGAGGAGGGGUCCCCCGAGGAUGAGGAUGCUGACCCUGCAGAGAGGUUCAGGUCCCUCCUGCAGGCCCUGUCGGAGCUGGAGCGGAGGCACCGCAACCUGGGCCUCAGCAUGCUGCUCCAGUGAUGCCAGGUAGAGGAAACUGGUUCGACCCUGGCCCAGCCUCCAGCAGCUCCUCCAUGCGCCUCCUUUGGGACCCUGGAGGGUCUUCACCUAGGCGAAGACUGGGCUUCAUACCGUAGGUGAAACCUUGGGUUGUCCCCUGAGCAGUGUUGGUGUCUUUUUUUCCUCGGGUGUUUGUGUUUUUGGGCUAUAAAAGCCAGCCUCACUGGAGACCUGAAGCAGUGGGAGGCAUCAGUAACCCAAGUGUGUCCUGUCCUGUCUCUUCAUAAAGAUGUUAUUGCUGCCA